Leptosia nina is the source of this 267-nucleotide messenger RNA. The record is from the annotation of a GenBank genome assembly. Lineage: Eukaryota; Metazoa; Arthropoda; Insecta; Lepidoptera; Pieridae.
AUGUUCGUUGGUGAAAAGGUGCACAGGAAGAUGGUGUUUCAUCAGAGAGUUAAGGAUUUCGCGAUACCCUUCAAGAAGAGGAUAAAAACUUUAACUUAUACGGAUGCUGAAAAAAGGAUUAUUAAGGGUGUCGCGGCGAUAGACAAUGACUUUUCCCACGCCAGUGCCAACAUAACAGACGGGGGGAUUGGCUAUUCAUACGUCACAGUUAGAAUGAAGAGCCAACGACAUCACCCCCUCAACUUUGAAGUCGAGAUAUAUGUCUAG